Messenger RNA from Suricata suricatta (meerkat), 1547 nucleotides. Its product is annotated as toll-like receptor 1. Gene Ontology annotation, molecular function: transmembrane signaling receptor activity; Toll-like receptor 2 binding; lipopeptide binding. Gene Ontology annotation, cellular component: membrane; Toll-like receptor 1-Toll-like receptor 2 protein complex. Gene Ontology annotation, biological process: inflammatory response; toll-like receptor signaling pathway; immune response. The transcript has a single exon. The annotation marks the transcript as partial. Lineage: Eukaryota; Metazoa; Chordata; Mammalia; Carnivora; Herpestidae. The record is from RefSeq and is a predicted model, not a curated record.
GUACCUGUAUCAAGAUGCUCUAAAGGACAGCAGCUAUGCUUAGAAAUGUCUGAUACUACAAAAUGAUGAAAACUAAUUCUAGCAUCUUCCAUCUUACCAUCAUCUUCAUGUUACUACUUGAGAUAAGAACCCAAUUGACUGAUGAAAGUGAAUUUUUAGUUGACAGAUCAGAAUCAAGUCUCUUUCAUGUUCCCAAAGACCUAUCCCUGAAAACAACAAUCUUAAAUAUAUCACAAAACUAUAUAUCUGAGCUUCAGACUUCUGACAUCGAAUCAUUAUCAAAGCUGAGGAUUUUGAUAAUGUCUCAUAACAGAAUUCAAUAUCUUGAUAUUAGUGUUUUCAAAUUCAACCAGGAAUUGGAAUAUUUGGAUUUGUCCCACAAUGAAUUAGGGAAGAUUUCUUGCCAUUCUACUGUGAACCUCAAGCAUUUAGACCUCUCAUUUAAUGCAUUUGUUGGCCUGCCCAUAUGCAAAGAGUUUGGCAACAUGUCUCAGCUAGAAUUUCUGGGGUUGAGUGCCACACGUUUACGAAAAUCUAGUGUGCUACCAAUUGCUUCUUUGCAUAUAAAUAAAGUUUUACUGGUCUUAGGAGACACUUAUGGGGAAAAAGAAGACCCAGAGAGCCUUCAAAACUUUAACACAGAAAGUCUACAUGUUGUUUUCCCUCCAAGAAAAGAAUUCAGUUUUGUUUUGGAUGUAUCAGUCAGCACUGCAGUAAGUCUGGAACUUUCCAAUAUCAAAUGUGUGCUAGAUGAUAAUGGAUGUUCUUAUUUCCAAAAUUUUCUGUUAAAACUUCAGAAUAAUUCAAGGAUAUCAAGUCUUACUUUAAACAACAUUGAAACUACUUGGAAUUUUUUCAUUAUGAUCCUCCAGUUAGUUUGGCAUACAAGCAUAGAGUAUUUCUCAAUUUCAAAUGUAAAACUACAAGGUCACCUUGACUUAAGAGAUUUUGAUUAUUCUAACACUUCAAUGAAGGCCUUAUCUAUACACCAAGUUGUCACUGAUGUGUUCAGCUUUCCACAACAUUAUAUUUAUGAAAUAUUAUCAAAUAUGAACAUACAAAAUUUCACAGUGUCUGGUACACACAUGGUCCACAUGGUUUGCCCAUCCCAAAUCAGCACAUUUCUAUAUUUGGAUUUUUCUAAUAAUCUCUUAACAGACAUGGUUUUUAAAAAUUGUGAAAAGUUGGCUAAAUUGGAGACAUUUAGUUUAAAAAUGAAUCAAUUAAAAGAACUUGCAAAUAUAGUUUAUAUGACCAAGGAGAUGAAGUCUCUUCAACAAUUGGAUGUUAGCCAGAAUUUGCUAAGGUAUGAUGAAAUUGAUAGAAAAUGCUCUUGGACUACAAGUUUAUUAAGUUUAAAUAUGUCUUCAAAUAUGCUUACUGACUCUGUUUUCACAUGUUUACCUCCUAAAGUCAGGGUACUUGAUCUUCACAAUAACAGAAUAAGGAGCAUCCCUAAACCAAUCAUGAAACUAGAAGCUUUGCAAGAACUCAAUGUUGCUUCCAAUUCUUUAGCCCACCUUCCUGACUGUGGUGCUUUUCGCAGC